This is a messenger RNA of Radiomyces spectabilis, 2165 nucleotides long. Its product is annotated as kinase-like domain-containing protein. The record is from RefSeq and is a predicted model, not a curated record. Gene Ontology annotation, biological process: peptidyl-serine phosphorylation; intracellular signal transduction. The transcript has 5 exons. Lineage: Eukaryota; Fungi; Mucoromycota; Mucoromycetes; Mucorales; Radiomycetaceae. Bases 138 to 2027 code for a protein of 629 amino acids. Gene Ontology annotation, molecular function: protein serine/threonine kinase activity; ATP binding.
UUUUUUUUUUUUUUUUCAUUUUCUGGUUGUACUUUUUUUCCCAGUCGGCUCAAGCCUUCAUGUCAAUCUGUGGGUGUGUAUAUUGGACUAUUUUUGCCUGUUGUUAACGAUUCCCACCAUUGGCGACAUUUUACAUCAUGGGAGCUGUUUGUUGUACUGAACAUUCUCUCGAUCUCGAUGGUGAAGUGGAUCUUUCCCAUUUCACUCUAUUACGUUCCGUCGGCAAGGGCGCUUUUGGCAAAGUCCGUGUGGUUCAACAUAAACGGACGAAACAGCUGUAUGCAUUGAAAUACAUCAACAAGGCUAAAUGUAUACAAAUGCGGGCUGUGGAAAAUAUCAUCUCAGAAAGAAGUCUAUUGGAACAGAUCAAUCACGAACUUAUUGUCAACCUUCGCUACGCUUUUCAGGAUGACGAUAACCUGUUCAUGGUUCUGGAUUUAAUGCUAGGCGGUGAUUUACGUUUCCAUCUCGAUCGCCUAGGCACCAUGCCCGAAAAUUACGUCCAAUUCUAUGCCGCCGAAAUCUCCCAAACCCUCCAUUAUCUUCACUGUAAAAAUAUCGUUCACAGAGAUUUAAAACCUGAUAAUAUUCUUCUGGAUGAAUCCGGUCAUGUGCAUCUAACAGAUUUCAAUAUCGCCGUCCAAUUCAACGAGAACAAACCAUUAACGUCGAUCGCCGGUUCCAUGGCGUACAUAGCACCCGAAAUAUUAAUGAAACGUGGCUACUUUGCUUCGGUGGAUUGGUGGUCACUCGGCAUCGUGCUGUAUGAACUAUUGUUUGGCAAGCGUCCACUACGCGCGAAAACCAACGAAGCAUUACAACACGCUAUUCUGCAUGAUGCCAUUCACUUUCCCGAAACACAGCGCGUAUCACCGUUAGCCAUCGAUUUCAUCAAAGGUUUAUUGACCCGCGAUAUCACGCGCCGGUUGGGGCCUGGUGACAAAGGAUUCCAAAGAUUGACAUCGCAUCCCUGGUUAAAACAUAUUCAAUGGAAUCUCAUUGAAGAUAAAUUGUUGGAAGUCCCGUUCGUACCUGACAGUAAACGGGCCAAUUUUGAUCCUACGCACGAGUUGGAGGAAAUUUUAUUUGAGGAUAAUCCGCUCAAAGUACGAAAACGCAACUUGAAGCGAAGUGCCGAUUCCCACGCCAAUACGUCGCUCAAAAGUUCAGGCACCGAGUAUCAUAUCCCCGAGACGAGCCCUGAACGGCAAAUGAUGGAAGAUAAAUUUUUGACCUUUGAUUAUACCAAACCAGAAGAAAACGAACGACGGAAACAGGAAGUAGAACAACGGCGAUGGGCUCAAAAGAUGGCCAAGACCGAUUCGGAAAAACAAAUCACAAAUGGUUAUGCGACUACGCGAAAAGCAGCCGGCACCUACAAUACGAGCGUUCUCGAUGUCAUUAACCAAAAACCGCCUACCCCCUUGUCGGCAGCGGAUAUCUUGAAACUCGAAGAGCUAGCGCGUGCAGCACGGGCCAAUGGUGGUCAUAUGAAAAAGACAGGAUGGCGACCACCUUCCGGUAUCUUAUCGCAGGAUCAGGAUCUCUAUCAACCGAGAACCGCCGUACAGGCCCGUGAUGAAUACAUUCUCAAAGCCGGCGGAGUCCCUCCUCCUACCCGUCCUCCUCCUCCUAUUGCCAAACGUCCAGAAUACAUCCAUCCUCCACCCCAUCAUCAUCAUCAUCGCCGCAAUUCUUCCGAUGACAGUGUGCUAGAAGUGAUUCCCGCUUCCCCCGAAAACAUGUAUCGACCAAUCCUUUCCUCCACCACCACAGAAUCUUUGGUAUCUAGCGAGAAUUUGUCGCCACGACAGAUGGAAUGGGCACAUGAACCUGAACCAUCGUCGACUUUUCCUGCCGCACCGGCCAAUGCGCAUCGAAAACCUCCUUCGAUGCGAACUAUGUCGCAAUCUUCGAUGGCACCUGCCCCACCACCACCGACCUCUGCUUUACCACCUAUUCCUUCCGAAUUUACAUCCUUACCCAGUCUUUCUUCACCUCGUCGCCAAAGACCCAUGUACCAGUAGUAUCACAAUAGAACUCUCAAUAAUAUAUCUCUAUUCUAUACCAAUGUCAAAAACCCUCUAGAUUUUUGGCUUUUGAUGUAUUUUCCAAAUCAAUAAUAACUUGUGCUUUUUAAAUAAACUUCUUUCUUUUUGUAUGUG